This is a messenger RNA of Pieris brassicae (large cabbage white), 1363 nucleotides long. RefSeq names its product peroxisome biogenesis factor 2 (gene Pex2). Gene Ontology annotation, molecular function: zinc ion binding. The transcript is spliced from 5 exons. NCBI's taxonomy places the organism in Eukaryota, Metazoa, Arthropoda, Insecta, Lepidoptera, Pieridae. Gene Ontology annotation, biological process: protein import into peroxisome matrix. Gene Ontology annotation, cellular component: peroxisomal membrane. The record is from RefSeq and is a predicted model, not a curated record. The coding region runs from base 437 to 1279 and encodes 280 amino acids.
GACUUUCAAGUUUCAGAGUUCAGACUUAUGACACUAUUAAAGAUUAAAGAUUAUCGAUAUGUUUGUUAUAUGUGACACAUUUGUGCAAAAAUAAAAACGAAUAAAAUGUGUAGUUUGGCUACAUUGUUUUAAUCGAACAUUGCAUAUUUUAUUAUUUAUACUUUAAAUAAAAGAAAUAGUAAACAAUAUAAUCAAUUUAUUGACAAUAUAUUUUUAAUAUUUAGGGAAAAGAUUAUUAUUAAUCGAUUAUUAGGAAAAAUAUUAUUCAUUAACGUGAAAAUCGAUUAUUUUUCACAUCCCUGCUAGUAGCACCAAAUUUCAACAGAAAACAAGUAUUGAAGAAGUUUUAAUGUCCAAAGAAAAAAAAUAGCUAUUUUAUUUUCCAAUAUUUUUCUAGUCUCUUUACUUUUUGAAGCAAUAAGGUACAAUUAGAAAAAUGUCUUUAACAUACAUUCCACGGGUAACCCAGCUUGAUUCACUACAACUUGAUGAAGAAUUGGAAGAACUUUUUAAAAACCUGCUAUUUCAGGCGACCAAAUAUUUAGAGCCAGGAUUUCUUCAACCCCUUUUACCUGAACUAGAAUUGAUAUUACGAAGUUGUAUUUUUAAGUAUUCUUUAUGGGAUAAGAAGUGUAGUUUUGGCCAAGAGAUGCUAUCAAUAAAAUACAAAACUGAAAAUUUUUCCAAAAGCAAAUUAUAUUGGUACUAUGGCUAUACAAUUGGUUUAAAAUACUUAAAAGACAGAUCAUUAUACACAUUCACGUCUAACACAAAAGUACAAAAUGUAUUAAAUAGCUUGGAAACAUUUCAACUAUUUGGUGAUAUUUUUAAUUUCUUACGUUUUAUUCAAAGUGGGAAACACCCAGCGUUUAUAGAUUUCAUUCUUGGACUAGAAUUAUGUGCGGAUACAGUUGUUAGAGAAGACUUGACUGAUUUAUCAUGGACCAGAGAGCUUCUAUGGCAUAAUUUUAUUGAAUUAAUUGGAACAUCAUUAUCUCUAGUAAAUAUGUUUGGAUUACGGCAGAAGCUCUCAAAAAUAUUAAAAUAUGUAUGGUGGAGAAAUUAUACAAGACCGUCAAAUAAAACUUCUCAAGCAAUCAUGAAUGUAAACACAGUUUGUGCAGUUUGUUCGGAAAAACCAAUACUACCACAUGUCAUGGGUUGCUCUCAUAUAUUCUGUUAUUAUUGUUUGCAGGCUAACAAGAUGGCUGAUACAGACUUUACUUGUCCAAAGUGUUAUUAUAAUGGUACAUCUGUUACUAAGUUUGUUGUUGUUUAAUGAUUUAUGUUUUUUUUUUAAAUUAACUAUAACUUGGGUGCUAAAAUUUUGACUGUGUUUUACAAAGACAAAUAUAGUAUUUAU